GCGCGGGCGGGGCGCUUUUGCGGAAGCCGGCGGCGUCCGGUUCAGCCUCCUCCGGGAGCAGGCAGUUGGCGACCCCGCGCUAACCCGCGCGACUCUGUCCCGAUCCCCGAGUUCUCUCACACGGUGUCCGGACAGAUCGAAGCCAUGGCCAUUCUUUUCGCUGUUGUUGCCAGGGGAACCACUAUCCUUGCCAAACAUGCUUGGUGUGGAGGCAACUUCCUGGAGGUGACAGAGCAGAUUCUGGCUAAGAUACCUUCUGAAAAUAACAAGCUAACGUACUCACACGGCAAUUAUUUGUUUCAUUACAUCUGCCAAGACAGGAUUGUAUAUCUUUGUAUCACUGAUGAUGAUUUUGAGCGUUCCCGAGCCUUUAAUUUUCUGAAUGAGAUAAAAAAGAGGUUCCAGACUACGUAUGGUUCAAGAGCACAAACAGCGCUCCCAUAUGCCAUGAAUAGUGAGUUCUCAAGUGUCUUGGCUGCACAGCUGAAGCAUCACUCCGAGAAUAAGGGCCUAGAUAAAGUGAUGGAGACUCAAGCCCAAGUGGAUGAACUUAAAGGAAUCAUGGUCAGAAACAUAGAUCUGGUAGCUCAGCGAGGCGAAAGAUUGGAAUUAUUGAUAGAUAAAACAGAAAAUCUCGUGGAUUCGUCUGUCACCUUCAAAACAACCAGCAGAAAUCUUGCCCGAGCCAUGUGUAUGAAGAAUCUCAAGCUCACUAUCAUCAUCAUCAUCAUAUCAGUUGUAUUCAUCUAUAUUAUUGUGUCACCACUCUGUGGUGGAUUUACAUGGCCAAGCUGUGUGAAGAAAUAAAAAAGUUAUCAUUAACCAAGGAUACGACAGAACAAGGAGUUAAAAGCAAUCCGUGUGAUUCAAGCCUUUUAAUACUGAGAGAUGGUGUCUGCCAGUCUCUUCAACCCUCUUCUUUCUCUCUCUUUUUUUUUAAUAUUCUUCUAUGCCUCCAGAUUUAUCUUUGUCCUAUCAACCAAUUUAUUCCAGUGCACUUCAGACUGAACCAUUUAUUGCA
This is a messenger RNA of Mesoplodon densirostris (Blainville's beaked whale), 1021 nucleotides long. RefSeq names its product vesicle associated membrane protein 7 (gene VAMP7). Lineage: Eukaryota; Metazoa; Chordata; Mammalia; Artiodactyla; Ziphiidae. Gene Ontology annotation, biological process: vesicle fusion; exocytosis. Gene Ontology annotation, molecular function: SNARE binding; SNAP receptor activity. The transcript has 8 exons. The record is from RefSeq and is a predicted model, not a curated record. Gene Ontology annotation, cellular component: membrane; SNARE complex. The coding region runs from base 145 to 807 and encodes 220 amino acids.